Pteropus alecto (black flying fox) is the source of this 2471-nucleotide messenger RNA. RefSeq names its product hyaluronoglucosaminidase 1 (gene HYAL1). Gene Ontology annotation, molecular function: hyalurononglucosaminidase activity. The transcript is spliced from 4 exons. Gene Ontology annotation, biological process: carbohydrate metabolic process; hyaluronan catabolic process. The record is from RefSeq and is a predicted model, not a curated record. The coding region runs from base 596 to 1903 and encodes 435 amino acids. NCBI's taxonomy places the organism in Eukaryota, Metazoa, Chordata, Mammalia, Chiroptera, Pteropodidae.
UUCCGAGGCACCCAGACUCCAGUACCACAAACAGGCCUGCCCAGCUGGGCGGCCACCCAGACAACCCCCCUGCACUGCCUCAGUCCAAAUAAAGCCACCCCCACCUCAGUCCAAAUAAAGCCACAAAGCCCUGCCCUAAUGCUGACAGUGUGGGAGGAGGGGCCAUUUCCUGCCCAGGCCCCACCCCGACCAAGAGCACUUUGCUAGGGAUGCUGAGGUGGCUCUGCUGCCUGGCCCUGGCCCUCCGAGGCCCGCCCCCAUACUGGGUGGGGUGACCCCCUACAAAAGCUCAGAGUUGUCAGCAGCCGCUUCCUCCAAGAGUCUGGUGCAGCUGGAACACAGUUAAGGAACAAAGAAUCUUGCUGAUUCUUGUCUAGGCGCUCACCCUGGGGUCAGGAAGUUUGGAGAAUGAGGCCCUUCAGCCCUGAGGUUUGCAGGAACAGCGGACAGACUGGUGGGUGGAUAUACAGGCGAGCUGGGCCAGCCAGUCCUUGAUCACUGAGCAUUCCCCCUCCAACGACUGGCUGGGAUUCCCGGAAGAAGAGACAGAAAAGGCACCCCCAUUAGUCAGGUUUCCCUAGACCUACCCUGUGCCAUGGCAGCCCACCUGCUUCCUGUCUGCGCCCUCUUCCUGACUUUGCUCGGCAUGACCCAAGGCUCCGGAGGCCCUGUGGUACCCGACCAGCCCUUCACCACCGUCUGGAAUGCAAACACCCAGUGGUGCCUGGAGAGGCACGGCGUGGACGUGGAUGUCAGUGUCUUUGAUGUGGUGGCCAACCCCGGGCAGACCUUCCUUGGCCCUAACAUGAUCAUUUUCUACAGCUCCCAGCUGGGCACCUACCCCUACUAUACAUCUGCUGGGGAGCCUGUGUUUGGCGGCCUGCCCCAGAAUGCCAGCUUGGAUGCCCACCUGGCCCACACAUUCCAGGACGUCCUGGCUGCCAUGCCUGUGUCCGACUUCUCAGGGCUGGCAGUCAUUGACUGGGAGGCAUGGCGCCCACGCUGGGCCUUCAACUGGGACACCAAGGAUAUUUAUCGGCAGCGCUCACGGGAACUGGUAGAGGGGCAGCACCCUGACUGGCCAGCUCCUUGGGUGGAAACAGCAGCCCAGGAACAGUUCCAGAGGGCUGCACAGGACUGGAUGGUAGCCACCCUCAAGCUGGGACAGGCACUGCGACCUCGUGGCCUCUGGGGCUUCUAUGGCUUCCCUGACUGCUAUAAUUAUGACUUUCUAAGCCCUAGCUACACAGGAGAGUGCCCACCAGGUAUCCGUGCCCAGAACGACCAGCUGGGGUGGCUGUGGGGCCAGAGCCGUGCCCUCUACCCUAGCAUCUACAUGCCCUCAGCGCUGGAGGGCACGGGGAAGGCACAGAUGUAUGUGCGGCACCGUGUGGGUGAGGCAUUCCGUGUGGCUGUAGAUGCUGGGGACCCCAGUCUGCCGGUGUUACCCUACGUCCAAAUCUUCUAUGACAUGACAAGCCGUUUUCUGUCCCUGGAUGACCUGGAGCACAGCCUGGGGGAGAGUGCAGCCCAGGGGGCAGCAGGAGUGGUGCUCUGGGUGAGCUGGGAGAACACCAAAACCAAGGAAUCAUGCCAGGCCAUCAAGGAGUAUGUGGACACCACGCUGGGGCCCUUCAUCCUGAACGUGACCAGUGGGGCUCGUCUGUGCAGUCAAGCCCUGUGCUCCGGCCAUGGCCGCUGUGCCCGGCGCCUCAGCCACUCUGACGCCCUCUUCACCCUCAACCCCGCCAGUUUCUCCAUCGAGUCCACACCUGGUGGUGGGCCCCUGACCCUGCGAGGUGCCCUCUCACUUGAGGAUCGGGUGCGGAUGGCUGUAGAGUUCAAAUGUCACUGCUACCCUGGCUGGAGGGGAGCAUGGUGUGAGCAGCAGGGCACCUGGUGAUCGGCCACACACCGGGACACACAGAGUACCACUUAAUGCACUCUGGGCCCGGCCAAGGCUUUUUCGAAUACAGGCAGUUACAUGAGUCGUGGUCACAGUCAGCAGUACACUCAGCCACUGUCAUGAGCAUAUACCUGCGCAUGCACACAUGCUUACAGACCGGGAUAGUUCCAUAAGGAGUUCGAGACUCAGGCACCCACCAGCAGUCAAAAAAUCUCUUCCAGAGACACUGAGCCAGUCUUUAAACUGCAGCAAUCACAAAAACUGACAUUCACGGAGCGCCUACUCUUCUCCAAGUCCUGUGCUAAGCAUUUUAAGUAGGCUAACUCAUUCAUUCCUAACAAGACGCUAUGAGGAAACUGAGGCACAAUGGGAGAGAAAGCCCUCUGCCCAAGGUUGCACAGCGAGAAAAUAGGGAAGCUGAGAUUCGAACCCAUGCUCUUUGGCUAUAGAGGUAGAGCCCUUUGACUCUUACUAUGUGUUGAUGGUAAACAGCCCUGCACGCAACUUGAAUCCGUUCAGAGGCACCAGCCCCGAAAAUAAAGCAAAUGAUGAUUCUUGCAUCAAA